AUGUCGGCACUUUGUAUUCUGUCAGCCAUCGCACAGUCAGUCGGUGUGCUUGUCGCAGGUCCACUGUUCACCAAUCUGUUUCGGCUGGGUAUGCAUCUCGGAAAUGCCUGGAUGGGACUGCCGUUUCUACAGGCAUCACUCUUCUUCGUCAUGGCCGUCGCUGCCAUCUGUCAAAUUCAGCUUGGACCGCCGGCUCGGGGAAACAACGACGAGGAGCAGGAACCUCUUUUAUCGGCCUAG
Penicillium robsamsonii is the source of this 240-nucleotide messenger RNA. Its product is annotated as Major facilitator superfamily domain general substrate transporter. The transcript has a single exon. The record is from RefSeq and is a predicted model, not a curated record. Bases 1 to 240 code for a protein of 79 amino acids. NCBI's taxonomy places the organism in Eukaryota, Fungi, Ascomycota, Eurotiomycetes, Eurotiales, Aspergillaceae.